CCUUACUUUAAAAUUUUAAAUCUGAAAUAUUUGUUUACAUUGUUUCCUGUAUUUGGGACUUCAAAAUAAUUGAUAGUCUACAGAAACAAUUAUACCAAUGUGUUUGGAUUGUAAUUUUUACACAUACAACACAUGUUCUAGCCAUAAAUUGCUAAAAAAAAGGCAGCAAAAUGUCAGAACUUGAUUUGGAAUGCCUAGUAACUCUAGACUGCAAACAAGGGGCAGUAAGGGCUGUAAGAUUCAAUGUUGAUGGCUCAUAUUGUUUAACCUGUGGUUCAGAUAGAAAGCUGAAAUUGUGGAAUCCUUAUCGCAGCCUCCUUUUAAAAACCUAUGGUGGCCAUGGAAAUGAAGUACUGGAUGCUUGUGGUUCAAACGAUAGUAGCCAAAUUGUAUCUUGUUCCUCAGAUAAAUCAGUUAUUAUUUGGGAUGUCCCUACUGGACAACCCAAAAGAAGAUUUAGAGGUCAUGCCUCUUCGGUUACUUGUGUAAAAUAUAAUGAGGAAUCAACUGUAGCAGUAUCAGGUAGUCUAGAUAAUAGCAUCAUGUGUUGGGAUGCUCGAUAUAACCAGAAUAAACCAAUACAAACAAUGAAAGAUGCAAAGGAUUGUAUCUCUUGUAUUCGUGUUAGCGAUUUUGAAAUUCUGGCUGGCUCUGUAGAUUGCACGAUAAGAAGAUAUGAUUUGAGGAAUGGUAGUUGCCAUAUGGAUUAUAUUGGAGCUCCAAUUAUUUCAGUUGACUUUUCCCAUGAUGGUCAAUGUGUUUUAGUAGGUUCUGCAGAUAAUGCAAUGAGACUCAUGGAUAAGAACACCGGUGAAAUGCUAGCCGAAUAUACAGGUCACAAAACAGAUGAUAUAACAAUUGAAAGUGGCAUCAUAACCACUGAUGAUCAUGUAAUUUCUGGUUCAGUUUCUGGUCAAUUGUUUAUUUGGGAUCUAAUAAAUGCCAAAGUUGUAAAAAAAUUAACCCAUACUACAGGAAAAGUUCUGCAUUCUAUAUCAAUUCAUCCUAAGAAAAAUGUCAUUUUAACAUCAUCAGCAAACACAAUCAAAGUUUGGGGACCUGGAGAUUUAACAAUAGAAGAUCCAAUUCAGCCUGAAGAAACUUGAAAGGAAAUAUAAUUCCCAAAUUGGGAAUGAAUUUUUCAUUGAUCGAAGAAAACUGAGAGAAUCAUUAUGAAAUGUUUCAAUUGAAUAUGUACAGAGACAAAUAUGAUACCAAGAGUGUAUGAUAUAUAUUUAAAAAAAAUAAAGAAGUUUAUGUAUA
This is a messenger RNA of Harmonia axyridis, 1263 nucleotides long. RefSeq names its product WD repeat domain-containing protein 83. The transcript is spliced from 4 exons. The record is from RefSeq and is a predicted model, not a curated record. Lineage: Eukaryota; Metazoa; Arthropoda; Insecta; Coleoptera; Coccinellidae. Bases 171 to 1106 code for a protein of 311 amino acids. Gene Ontology annotation, cellular component: catalytic step 2 spliceosome. Gene Ontology annotation, biological process: mRNA splicing, via spliceosome. Gene Ontology annotation, molecular function: protein binding.